AUGUGUGUUGCACGGUGCCAGUUGGGCCUGGGCCUCUGUUUCCAUCCUCGCCCCCAAGGGCCUCCAUCAGGCACCCCAGCCAGGCCCUCUGAAGACAGUGAGUGUAUGCUCCUGCCUCCACCUCGGCUCUUGCCCAGGGAGGGGACCGGCCCCUUGUCUCGACCAAAGCUGCUGAUUGGCAGCUCGGCCUCUCCACAACCCUGUCCUGAUGGCUGUAGCAUUCUUCUUGGGCCCACACCCCAAUCCCCAGUCCCCGACCCCAACAGGAAAGUGGUGCCGGUGCCAGAUGAGACGACUCUGUGUCCCAGGUUCAGGCUCUCACAGAGCCCCACCCCCGGGGUCUUACCUCACAGGGAAUGUGUUCUUAAAAAUGAAUUUGCCAACAAGCCAACAAAUCCUACACUCCAAAAAAACAAGACCCUUAUUUUUUUUUUUUUUUGUGCCAAAAACUGUGGACAUGCUGGCUCAGCAUCCUCAGGACCAAGCUGUUGCUUAAUUUUAAUUUAUUGUUUUUUUUUUUUUUUUUAUUAA
Messenger RNA from Rangifer tarandus platyrhynchus (Svalbard reindeer), 531 nucleotides. NCBI's taxonomy places the organism in Eukaryota, Metazoa, Chordata, Mammalia, Artiodactyla, Cervidae. The record is from the annotation of a GenBank genome assembly.